AUGACCGACCUAACGCCCACCUUCAGCAGCCUCCUAUCCAAGCAUGGCUCCUCGACACACACAAAGGCCACAACCAGAACAGCAGACGAAUUCCUAAAAGAGGCCUACAGAAUCAACCACCACAUAACAUCCCUCCUAGCCUACCUCCAAACAAUCCGACACCCCUACCUCUCAACAACCCCAAACCGCCGCAAUGCCAACACCAACCCACCAACCACCAAAUCACCACCACGAAACACCCAUACUACCCUCCCAACAACCCAAACCCUAACAGAUCCAGAACGCGACAACAUAGACACACAAACCUCCCUCCUCCUCCGCGACCUAGCAAACUCCCUCAACAACCUCUCAAGUGCGGAAACCCUCCGCCAAGAAACCGAACAAACCCUCCUACACAAGAAAUACGGGCACAGCAGCGCAAGUGCGCUCCUCUUCCGCUGGGCGGGCGGAGCGGGCGUCACCGACGAAAGUAGCUCUCAGGGCGGUAAAUCCGCCGAACAGAUCACGGCCGAGGAGAAGGCGCGCGCGCUGAAGACGGUGCGCGAGGGCGUGCUGUGGUUCCUUCGGAGGGGGCUUGAGGGUGUUGUUGGUGUUCAGCGGGGUCUUGUUGAGAAGAGAAUUGAGAGGGUUAGGGAGAGGGAGAAGAGUGUUCUUUAUAAGGUUGCUGCUGGGAGGGAUGUUGGGAGUGCUGGUGGAACUGCUGGUGGGAGGGGGAGUGAGAAGACGGGGGCAUAUGGUGGUGGUGGUGGUAGUGGUUCUUCUGGGGCAUUCGAUUCUUCUUUCACUGCGCCUGACGCCAGCACGCUUAGUGAAGCGGAUACGGCGCGCAUCGAGGCUCAGCUUUCGCCGGAGCAGUUGCAGCUCUUUGCUGAGGAGAAUGAUUCUAUGUUGAGGCAUUAUGAGGAUACGUUGGGGAAGGUGCAAAAUGCAGAGAAAUCACUCCUUGAAAUCUCUUCUCUGCAAGAGACUCUCGUUACGCAUCUUGCUACGCAGGAAGAAUAUAUUACACAGCUUGUUUCGGAUGUUGAUACGACGCAGACGAAUGUCGGGCAGGGAAAUCGGGAGCUGAAGCGUGCUACUGAGCGGCGGAGUACGGCGCAGGCUGUAUUUUGGGGAACUGUUGGGUUGUGUACUUGGCUUGUUGUUUGGGAUCUGGUCUUUUGA
This is a messenger RNA of Penicillium antarcticum, 1164 nucleotides long. RefSeq lists its product as uncharacterized. Bases 1 to 1164 code for a protein of 387 amino acids. The transcript is spliced from 3 exons. NCBI's taxonomy places the organism in Eukaryota, Fungi, Ascomycota, Eurotiomycetes, Eurotiales, Aspergillaceae. The record is from RefSeq and is a predicted model, not a curated record. Gene Ontology annotation, cellular component: SNARE complex; endoplasmic reticulum. Gene Ontology annotation, biological process: retrograde vesicle-mediated transport, Golgi to endoplasmic reticulum.